UUGGCAUUUGACAAAUGACAUUUCUCUAAAUUGUGACUAUGAAUGUAAUGAUUGCUGAACUUUAGCGUUCAGCAGGGAUUUAUUAUCAUUAUUUACAAUUUUAAAGGCCGAAAAUGGCUUCAAUAGCUUUAAAAGGCCAAUUCGUAUCGAAAAUAAUUCCCAAAAAUGGAUCAUUCAGCAUUAUUUACAUAAAAUCGGAAUCCUAUAGUUCUGAUGCCAAAACUAACCUUGCUGCUUACAAAAGAGGAACAGGGGGUAGAAGCAGCUUCAAUGGCAUCGUCGCCACCGUUUUCGGUUGCACUGGUUUCGUCGGUCGUUACCUGUGCAACAAACUUGGCAAGAUUGGAACUCAGAUGAUUUUACCGUACCGUGGUGACUUCUACGACGCUGCUAGAUUGAAAGUCUGUGGAGAUCUGGGCCAAGUUCUAUUUACUCCAUUUGAUAUUCGUGAUGAUGAAUCCAUUGCGAAAGCAGUACGCUACUCCAAUGUAGUGAUCAACCUUGUUGGCCGAGACUAUGAAACUAAGAAUUUUAAAUACAAUGAUGUGCAUGUUGAAGGUGCUAGACGCCUUGCAAGAAUAAGCAGAGAAAUGGGUGUGGAAAGAUUCAUACAUCUAUCUUAUUUAAAUGCUGAAGAAAACCCAAAGCCACUGGUUAUGAAAACUCCUUCUAUGUACAAAAUCAGUAAAUAUUUGGGCGAGUGUGCUGUUAAAGAGGAAUUCCCUACUGCCACCAUCAUUAGAGCUUCUGAUAUUUAUGGCUCUGAGGAUAGAUUUUUGAGGAGCAUUGUCUCUCCCUGGAGGCUGCACACCCACUACAUGCCACUGUACAAGAACGGUGAGGCAACAAUCAAACAGCCUGUUUACGUAUCAGACGUAGCUCAAGCUAUUGUGAACGCAGCUCGCGAUCCCGACACUAGAUGUCAAGUGUACCAAGCUAUUGGACCAAAAAGGUACAUGUGGAAAGAUCUUGUGACAUGGUUUUAUCGCUUGAUGCGCAAGGAUGAGAGCUGGGGCUUCAAGCAUUACGACAUGAAGUAUGACCCUAUUCUGUUCCCACUCAAAGUGGCUCUGGCCAAUAAAUUGUCACCAGCAUAUCCAUUUGGCUGCUUGCACUGGGAAGGUCUCGAAAAGGAGGCCACAACUGACGUUGUUGACAAGAAUCUGCCAACACUAGAAGACCUUGGUGUGACCUUAACUCAUAUGGAAGAUCAAGUUCCAUGGGAACUGAAGCCAUACCGCGCUUACUUGUUCUACAUUGACCAACUCGGAGAGUUCCCAAAACCACCACCACCCCCAGUCUAUGCCGAAUAAAUGAUUAUAAAUCAAGUGUAAAUCUGUAGAAAGGGUUCAGCCGCAAUUUAUUAUAUCAUGUCAAAUCUGUAGAUUGGAUUGAAAUAAAUUAUUACCAUCA
This is a messenger RNA of Colias croceus (clouded yellow), 1413 nucleotides long. RefSeq names its product NADH dehydrogenase [ubiquinone] 1 alpha subcomplex subunit 9, mitochondrial (gene ND-39). Gene Ontology annotation, molecular function: protein-containing complex binding. Gene Ontology annotation, cellular component: mitochondrion. Lineage: Eukaryota; Metazoa; Arthropoda; Insecta; Lepidoptera; Pieridae. The transcript has 7 exons. The record is from RefSeq and is a predicted model, not a curated record. The coding region runs from base 114 to 1313 and encodes 399 amino acids.